This is a messenger RNA of Ceratitis capitata (Mediterranean fruit fly), 3901 nucleotides long. It is a transcript of the gene Top3alpha, whose product is annotated as DNA topoisomerase 3-alpha. NCBI's taxonomy places the organism in Eukaryota, Metazoa, Arthropoda, Insecta, Diptera, Tephritidae. The transcript is spliced from 13 exons. Gene Ontology annotation, biological process: DNA topological change. The record is from RefSeq and is a predicted model, not a curated record. Gene Ontology annotation, molecular function: DNA topoisomerase type I (single strand cut, ATP-independent) activity; zinc ion binding; DNA binding. Gene Ontology annotation, cellular component: chromosome; nucleus. The coding region runs from base 303 to 3833 and encodes 1176 amino acids.
GUGUUAAAGCAGCAAUUUAAUAGAUUUUAUAGUAAAAAGAUUAUAAACUUUAUGAGAGUUAUGAACCAUGGGAAAAAGCAUUUCAUGAUUGACCGUAGAGAAGUUUCGAUAUUUGAAGUAUUUAUAACAAGAUCUUAAUAUUGUAACUUAUAUGCUUGUUUUAAUGCUGUAUAUUGGAAAGUAUUUUUUCUGGCGAAGUCUGAAAGCACCUUAAGUUGUGGAAGAUUCAGCGUGAGCAUGAAAGCAAAAAAAUAAAAUAGCGGAUCCAAAGUUUGUUUAUAAAUGAAGUGACUGAAUUUUAAAUGAUAAAAUCCAUCAAAUGUUACAAACCCAUUUCAAACCUUAGGCGUUUAUAUGGUAAUGAAAAAAUAUGUAAUAUGAAGUAUUUAAAUGUCGCUGAGAAGAACGAUGCUGCAAAAACAAUUGCCGGCCUUCUUUCGAAUGGUACCGCAGUCAGACGAGAAGGAUAUUCUGUUUAUAACAAAAUUUAUGAGUUCAGUGCAGAAGUGAAUGGGCGAAACAGUAAAAUGGUAAUGACAUCAGUCUCCGGCCAUCUACUUCAAUUGUCUUUUGUUGGAGCAUAUCGACGAUGGGAUGAAGUUGAUCCUCAGGCAUUGUUCAAUGCACCAGUAAAGAAAGUAUGUCCAGAUGAUUACCAACCAAUUAAACGUACACUGGAAAGAGAAAUACGGAGUUGUGGUGGACUUAUCGUAUGGACAGAUUGCGAUAGAGAGGGUGAAAAUAUUGGUUAUGAAAUAAUAGAUGUGUGUCUUAAAGUUAAACCUAACAUAAAGGUUUGGCGAGCUAUUUUUUCUGAGAUCACAAAGUCAUCCGUUCGCCGAGCGCUUAAUCAAUUAAAAGAACCAGACAAGAGAUUAAAUGAUGCAGUAGAUGUUCGCACGGAGCUUGACCUUCGAACGGGUGCCGCAAUAACAAGAUUCCAAACCUUGAGACUGCAGCGUUUAUUUCCUGCAAAAAUUGCUGACAAGUUGAUUUCCUAUGGAAGUUGUCAGAUACCAACUUUAGGUUUUGUCGCUGAAAGGUACAAAGAUAUUGAAGCAUUUGUGUCGGAGCCAUUUUGGAAAUUGAAAGUUUCACACACUAUUGACGAUCUGACGGUAGACUUCCUUUGGGCGCGUAACAGACUAUUUGAUAAAGCUGCUUGUGAAGAUUAUCUUUUGCUUUGCUUAGCAGAUCCCAAAGCGAAAGUCCAAGAAGUUACAACAAAAAGUAAGCGUAAAUGGCGUCCAACACCUUUAGAUACUGUAGAAAUGGAAAAACUCGGAUCUCGUAAACUUAAAAUUUCUGCUAAAGAAGUUAUGACUAUUGCUGAGAAACUAUACUCCAAAGGUAUUAUAAGUUAUCCUCGCACCGAAACUAAUCAAUUUUCAAAGGAUAUUGAUUUGCAUUCCAUAAUAGAACGGUUUUUGCCACAUCCGGAUUGGGGAUCAUUCACACAACGGAUACUAGAAUGGGGUCCAAAUCCAAGAAACGGAAAUAAAAGCGAUCAGGCCCAUCCUCCUAUUCAUCCUAUAAAAUUAGUAACAGAUCUGCAAGGGAAUGACGCUCGUGUAUAUGAAUUGAUAUGUCGUCACUUCCUUGCUUGCGUUAGCAAGGACGCAGUUGGCUCUGAAACUGUAGUUAAUAUUGAUAUAGCUGGAGAAAAAUUUACAGCUACUGGAUUGUGUAUUCAUGAACGAAACUAUUUGGACAUUUAUAUAUAUGAAAAAUGGAAUGCAAAACAAAUACACAAAUACGAGCAAGGACAAUUAUUUGACCCUACGGAAAUUACAAUGCAAGAAGGAGCGACUACAGCUCCACCCCUUUUGACAGAGGCUGAUUUGAUUGCCUUAAUGGAAAAACAUGGCAUUGGGACUGAUGCAACCCAUGCUGAGCACAUAAAUACAAUCAAAGAAAGAGGAUACAUUGGUGUGGUUGACAAAGGUGGCCUAGUACCAGGUAUUAUAGGAAUGGGUCUCUAUGAAGGCUAUGAUGCAAUGGAUUUGCAAUUAGCCAAACCCAAAUUGAGGGCAGAGUUCGAGUCAGAUUUGAAAGAUAUUUGCUCCGGGAAAAAAGAUCCAAAAGCAGUCUUGAAAGAACAAAUUCAAAAGUAUUUAGAUGCAUACAAGCAAAUAACGGAAAAGGUUGCCGCUAUGGAUAAUAAGAUGGCAUUGCGGAUUAAUGAAACUCUCAUUGUCAACGAGCCCGAUCGAAAUAUUAAUACGCAGAAUGGGAUCAUGAAUAGUUCUACAGUAACAGAGUUGUUUCUGUGUCCAAAAUGUUCCGUAGCCCCGUUAGCUUUACGACAGAAAAAGAAUCAAAAUCAGUUUUACAUAGGAUGUAUGAACUUUCCCGAUUGCAAGAACGCCAUUUGGCUAUCAGAUGAAUGCCUAGAGCCAAGUGUUUUAUCGGAAACGUGUCAAACUUGCGGUCCUAAUAUAAAAAUGCUGAAAUUAAAAUUUAACUCAAUUCACCUCAAAAAUUAUUUCAAUACUCCAUCUGGUUGGUAUAAAACCUGUUUACGUUGUGACAAACUGUUUCGAGACUAUUUCAAUAUUAAUUUGGAUCAAGUGAAAACAGUUGGUGGAAUUGUUGAAGUUGAUAAUGGUAGUAUUACAUCUGUCGAUGUAGGCUCAAUUGUCAGUGCUCGAAGUGCUAGUUCUAGCAAUGCCAGCAGAAGUUCAGAAAGUUCAAACGCGGGUGCAUACAAUAGGAGUACAUCUGGUACUGGAAAUACUUCUAAAACACGAAAUGCGACUAAAACAAAAGCAGAACCUAAAACAAAUACACUGAGCAAAACAAAUAAAGCAAAUGGUACAAAUCAAACCAUUCGCAACUUUUUUACUACCGCAACAACCGAACAACUAGCUCAUACACAAGUCGUAAAUUCUGUCAUUACUGAUGAAGUUUUAGAUGAUUUUCUCAAUGUUGAUGAUGAUUUCGAUGCAAUUAUUUCCACAGUUGAUUUGCCAAGAGAAAAUUUACAAAAUACUAACAGUCUUUCCCAAAUGCCAAGCACUUCAACUACUCCGCAGAACAACAGAGACACCUCAUUCAACCAAGUAGAUAAUACGGCUUCGACAGGCAACGAAUUUAAUUUUGACGAUAGUUUUCCUGAUUUAGAAGACUUUGUUUGGGGUACUGCCGAGCAUAAUAAAAGGAAAUCACUCAAUCCAAUUAACCAAUAUUCCCAAAAUAGCAAAUUGGAAAGUAGUACACAACUUCAGGGAGCUGGUCAAGGCAUCGAUAUAGAAAAUAAUCUUGCCAUAAGUGUUAAAUGCUCUGGCUGUCAUCAGCUUGCUAAACGCUGCACAGUUGUAAAGGAAGGACCAAACAAGGGCAGGCCUUUUUAUGUUUGUGCCAAGAAGAAACCGUGUAAAUACUUUCAAUGGGCUGACGAGACUUCAGUAACGAAUUCGAGUCCUGCAUCAACAAACAUAUCACCGAUUAGUCACGCUCGUAUAAAUGGCCAGCAAGCAACGACUUUUAGAAAUGAUUCGAUACCGAGUUUUCAUUCGCAAACGGAAGAUGUCAAAUGCAAUUGUGGAAUUGCAGCCAGCUCGUUAAUUGUGCGAAAAGAGGGUCCUAACAAGUCUCGUCCAUUUUUUACAUGCUCAAAUCGGGAUGCUUCGUGUGGUUUUUUUAAAUGGAAAGAUGAUGAUCCAGAAGAGCAUGGUGCCGCAACAAGUAGCAAUAAAAAUGAUGGGACUUGGGGAAGCAAGCGUCGUAAUGAAUCUUCUAAUGAAGUUUCGAAAAAGCGUAAAUGUAGAUUAUGCCGACAAGAGGGCCACACUCGCGUGAAAUGCCCGAGAAAAUCUGAAUUCGAUCUUUAAGUUAUAAAAAAUAUAGAAACUAUUUUGUUACUUCUGUUGUUAAUAAACUUUUUUGGUACAUAAAUAUA